Messenger RNA from Cryphonectria parasitica EP155, 630 nucleotides. RefSeq lists its product as uncharacterized. The transcript has 4 exons. Lineage: Eukaryota; Fungi; Ascomycota; Sordariomycetes; Diaporthales; Cryphonectriaceae. The record is from RefSeq and is a predicted model, not a curated record. The coding region runs from base 1 to 630 and encodes 209 amino acids.
AUGGCGAAGCCCAAUGCUUUCAAGCAGGAUUGGAACGAGGCGGGUCUGUACCGGGACGUCCUCAUUGCCACGCUCGAGCACUCUUCCCUUUCGAAGGGAGAUAUCAUCCAGAUUGCUGAAAAGGCCAAGGCUAUUGGAGGCUGGGAGUUCUCAGCUUCCGGACUUUACAACGUCUUUUCCACGGAAUCUCGCAUAUUGUCUCCCCUUUCCAUCAUGUCUGACCGCACCGUUUGGACCGCUCAGGCUCACCAGGACCUGCUGGUGGCUAUCGUGACCAAUAUCACGCUCACCGACGUAGAGUGGAAGAAGAUCAACCCUGAGCUCUGCGCAAAGGGUUACAACUACACAUACAAGGCUGCUGUUCAGCACCUUCAGAAGCUGAAGCGCAAGGAGACUGCCUCCGGUGGCGGCAACAGCGAGCCUAGCUCGUCCAAGAAGUCAACUCCCGCUAAGCGUGUCCGUCAGACCGCUGACGAUGACGAGGAGACUCCGACCAAGAAGGGUCGUACUUCGGCUGGCGGCAAGAAGAAGAAGACUCCCGCCUCCGAGUCCGUCAAACAGGAGGAGAACUUCGAGGGUUAUGCUGUGAAGCACGAGCCUACCGAGUACGACGACGAUGGCGACGUCUAG